AUGGGAUGCUCCGAGUGGGCACACCCUGAUGCCCACAGAGAUGACACCCCCUCCAUCAUCCUUCGCCUGAGCCCCAAAGCCAGCGGGGUGGCCCGGGGUGGGAAGGAGGGCUCCAGCGCUGCGGGUCCUGCCGCGGGCUCGCCCAGGCUGCUCGGCGUGGAAACCCAGAACAACACAAAUAGGAAACACAUUGGGGAUUACAUUCUGGCUUGUAUCAGGAAUAGUGGCCAGCAGGAGCAGGGAAGUGAUCGUGGCUCUGUACUGGGCACUGGUGAGGCCUCACCUCGAGUGCUGUGUCCAGUUCUGGGCCCUCUGUACAAGAGGGACAUUGAAGCGCUGGAGCGUGUCCAGAGGAGAGCUACCAGGCUGGUGAGGGGUCUGGAGACCAGGGCAUAUGAGGAGAGGCUGAGGGAGCUGGGCAUGUUUAGCUUGGAGAAGAGGAGGCUCAGGGGAGACCUCAUUGCCCUCCACAACUGCCUGAAAGGAGGUUGUGGAGAGGUGGGUGUUGGCCUCUUCUCCCAGGUGAAUAAUGACAGGACCAGAGGAAAUGGGCUGAAGCUGCGGCAGGGGAGGUUUAGGUUAGAUAUUAGGAAGAAUGACUUUACUGAAAGAGUGGUCAGGCGCUGGAACAGCCUGCCCAGGGAGGGGGUUGAGUCACCAUCCCUAGAGGUGUUUAAGAAACGUGUAGAUGUGGCACUUCAGGGCAUGCUCUAG
Chroicocephalus ridibundus (black-headed gull) is the source of this 714-nucleotide messenger RNA. RefSeq lists its product as uncharacterized. Lineage: Eukaryota; Metazoa; Chordata; Aves; Charadriiformes; Laridae. The record is from RefSeq and is a predicted model, not a curated record.